Notodromas monacha is the source of this 726-nucleotide messenger RNA. The record is from the annotation of a GenBank genome assembly. NCBI's taxonomy places the organism in Eukaryota, Metazoa, Arthropoda, Ostracoda, Podocopida, Cyprididae.
UCAAACAAUUUUUUUAUGACUGGUCUCGACAUGCGGCUGAACAUGGAACCAGCUCACAACACGACCGGUCGUUACACCACUGAUCUCCUGACAGAAGCAGCUACUUUGAUCAUUCACCAUCACAAGGUGGACGAAUCCCCGUUGUUCUUGUACUUGUCGCACUUGGCUGUUCAUUCAGCUAACAAGGAGCAACCCCUGCAAGCUCCCAAAGAAGUAGUGGACCAAUUUUCUCACAUAAAGGAUGAAAAACGUCGAACAUAUGCUGCCAUGGUUGCAAAAUUGGACGAAUCAGUUGGAAGGGUUGUAGAGGCUUUGGCGCAAAAGAACAUGCUUAACAACACGAUCCUGAUUUUUUCAACGGACAAUGGUGGAGCAGCUGCGGGAUUCAACUACAACGCUGGGUCCAACUGGCCUUUACGCGGGGUUAAGAAUACCCGCUGGGAAGGAGGCGUAAAAGGAGUAGGCUUCAUUUGGAGCCCGCUGCUCAAAGUGCACGGAGUCAGAUCUGACAAAAUGAUGCACAUUGUUGACUGGCUGCCAACCUUACUUUCUGCCGCAGGUGUCAAGCGGUCUGAUCUUCCGCAAGAUUUGGAUGGUAUCAGUAUGUGGGAGUCUUUCUUAGAAGAACCCAAUUCUGACCAUUCGCCACGAUCGGAAAUGCUCAUAUCACACGAUCAUCUUUAUGGAGUUUCUGUAUACAGAUACGGUUAUUGGAAAAUCUUGAAU